Paramisgurnus dabryanus is the source of this 1253-nucleotide messenger RNA. RefSeq names its product golgin A6 family like 9 (gene golga6l9). Lineage: Eukaryota; Metazoa; Chordata; Actinopteri; Cypriniformes; Cobitidae. The record is from RefSeq and is a predicted model, not a curated record.
CAAUAAAUAUUUUACGAGUGUAACAGAGCCACACACACACACAAAACACACUGCUGUCUUUAGUUCAGAUCACAGACCUGCUCGACACAGAAAGAAUGGACACAUCUAUAGCUGUCAGAGAGAGAGAUAAAGAGAUGAACGAGUCGGCAGGGAUACAAAAUCUCCUCAGACAGGAAACAGAACUGCACAUUACUGAGGGCAGGGUCAGUGUGCAGAAGAAUCAGGAGCGGGUGAAUCGAAUCAGACAGCUGAAAGAACAACUUCAGAAAGACAAGGAGGAGGAAUCGGACCAAUCAGGACAUGGCACUAACACAAUAGAGCGUGAGAAACUCUUGGAGCGCAGGAUGAGAAUGAGAGAGACUCAUGAGAAAGUGAUUGAAAAUGAAUUAAUAAAGAUGGAGCGAGAACUAGAGAAGCAGCAGGUGGCUGGUAUAGAGGGUGAAAUGUUGUACCUGCGCAGAGAGAGACACAUUCUGGUUCUGCAGAUCGAGGCGCUGCGCAGAGAGAAUCAGCAAGCACAUGCAGACCUGGAGACGCAGUACACACAACACCAACAAGAACUAAACACACUCAGAGAAGAGAGCUUACAGGUCUUCAGGGUGUUUCGUGAGGUUCUAGAGGAACAGAAAAGAACCUCAGAACAGAGGUACAGACGUCUGCUCAUAGAUGCUAUUCAGGAUGCAGUUCACCUGUCCACUCAAAACCUACAACUACAAGAAGAAAUUCAGCAGCUGAGAAACAAUCAGCGAGCAUUUUUCUCAAACCAGAUGCCGAUGCAGAACUGAAUGCUUCCUGUGUGUAUAUCAAAUCUACAUUAUGCAAAACAGAGUCACAAUCACCGUGAAUAAAACACUACUAGACAUUAAAAACAUAAAAUACUGUAAGAACUAUAUGAUCAUGUAUGUAAUAAAUACUAAACAUAAGAUAAAGUAAUUAUUGACAAUAAAACUGAUGUCUGCCUAAAUUUCAAACACAAAGAAAGUCAUUCAAAAUAUUUAUUUGCAUAAUUCACUCUUAAAUACUGUACAGGCACUGUACCAUUACAUAUGUUUCAACAUUUCAAUAAAAUAAAAACAUAGGAGAUGCAUAGGAGAAGAAAAACAACAGUGAAUCUCCAAACAAUGACAUUCAGUUUGUAUGAGAUGAUGUUGAUUCAGUAAGAUGCACUUUUUUAUAAUAAAGGCAGAAAGGAUAAUAGUGGGCACAAGCUGAAGAAAAUAUUAGACAGAAGAAAUGCAGUCAGAGAUUUAAAA